AUGGAAUUGCAUGACUGUAUUGAAUUCGAACCUGAAAGCGAUGAUAUACGUUUAGUUGUUGGAGUAGAUUUUGGCACUACAUUUUCGGGGUUUUCUUACGCUUACAUUAAACCAGAGAAAGAGAAGAUAGAAAUUGUAGUGAAUCAAGAAUGGGGCCAUUUCAAAAGUCCUAAUAAAACCAAUACAGUAUUACAAUACGACGAAAGCUAUGAAGAAGUUGUCACUUGGGGAGCUGAUGCAUUAAGCUCUGAGCCUAGUAGAAGAAGAAGACUUGCCAAUAAACCUUUACCAAGACCAGUGGAAUAUUUCAAAUUUUAUUUAGGAAAUGUUCCAGAAAGCAAAAAACCCAAAUUACCUCCUGGAAUUACUUUUGAUAAAGCAAUAACGGAUUAUCUUCGUGAAAUGGUGCGACUUGUUUUCACAGUACCUGCCGAAUUCAUUGAAGAUACCAAGACAAUUAUGAGAAAAUGUAUAUACAAUGCUGGCCUGAUUAAAUCUAUUGGCACACUAAAUCUUCAAUUUACCACUGAACCGGAAGCUGCUGCAAUUCAUUGUAUAAAUACAUUAAAAGAUCUCAAAUUAGUAACAGAAGUAACAUACUUGGUUGUUGAUUGUGGUGGAGGAACUGUGGACUUAACAGUUAGAAAAUUAUUACCAAAUGAACAAAUAGCAGAAAUGACUGAACGUUCAGGAGAUUUUUGUGGAGGUACCUAUGUUGAUGAUGAGUUUUUAAAAUUUCUUGAAAGUAGAGUAGGUAAAUCUGCAAUGAACAUGUUAAAGGAGAAAUACUACGGUCAGGUUAAUUAUUUAAUACAUAAAUAUUUUUGUCCUGAUAUUAAAAUUCCAUUCACUGGUGAAAAAUCCCAAUUCAAAACCAUUGAAUUGGACAUUGAGAAAAAAUGUCCAGCACUUAAGCAAUAUGUCACUGGGUCAGAAAGAGAUCAAUUAUCAGAUGAGGAUGAAUGGGUCAUUGAUCUUGAUUUUGAUACUGUGAAAUCAUUUUUUGAUCCAGUAAUCAACAAAAUUUUGAAGUUGAUUGAGAAACAGUUAUCAAAAUGUUCAGACUGUUCAGUGAUGUUUUUGGUUGGAGGAUUUAGUGAAUCAAAAUAUCUUCAAUCUAGAAUUAAACAAAAAUUUGAAGAUAAAUUGAAAAUAGCAAUUCCACCCAAUCCAAUUACUGCAAUAGUAAAGGGUGCAUGUGAAUAUGGACUUGAUAGGAAGAUUGUAAGAACAAGAGUAUUAUUAUGGUCAUAUGGAAUUAAAAUUAGUGAUAAAUGGCAAACUGGUGAUCCACUAUCUCGUAAAACAAUAAAUGGCCGAAUCUACAAGUUUAGUUUGAUGGCCAGGAAAGGAACAGAGGUGAAUGUUAACAAAGAAUUUUCCAGUUAUUUGGGCCCUAUUAACCCCAAUCAAACCAGUGGAACACUUCACUUUUUUUAUACCACCAAAUAUGAUGCAACAUAUUGUGAUGAACCUGAGGUGAAAGAAUUGGGUAGUUUUGAUGUUGAUAUGCCUGACACUCAUUUGGGGCUCAAUCGUUCUGUACAAGUAACAUUACAUUUUGGAUCUAUGGAAAUUGUUGCAACAGCAAAGAAUAGAACUACUGCUAGCAAAGCUACUUCAACGAAAUUACGUCAACAAAUUUAUGGUGUUCUUGGAAAUCGCGGAUUUUCCAAUAUUGUCGUAGGCAAAGACAAAAAACAUCCAUUGAUAACAACACUACAAAAAGACAUUUUAGAUUUAAUGAAUUGUUAUCGUACAAUUACAAAUCCAAACAAUGUUGCCAAUUGGAAAAUUUUUGAAUAUAAAACAAGCAUCAAUACUAUUAUGAUGAAUGCAUCUUGGGAUGGACAUGAUCUUGAAGAUUUAUAUGUUGAUAUUUGUGCAUUUCCAAUAAUUGGAUUUAAUCUUUGUGAAGCUGAUAAAGUUGAUAAAAAUUUGAAAGUAAUCUUUACGGAUAAAAACCAAGUUGUUAUUUGUUACGUAGUGUGA
This is a messenger RNA of Entrophospora sp. SA101, 1992 nucleotides long. Lineage: Eukaryota; Fungi; Glomeromycota; Glomeromycetes; Entrophosporales; Entrophosporaceae. The record is from the annotation of a GenBank genome assembly.